Molecule: messenger RNA, 2561 nt
Organism: Octopus sinensis (East Asian common octopus)
Lineage: Eukaryota; Metazoa; Mollusca; Cephalopoda; Octopoda; Octopodidae
Product: replication protein A 70 kDa DNA-binding subunit
Exons: 19
Coding region: 150-1964 (604 amino acids)
Biological process (GO): nucleotide-excision repair; telomere maintenance via telomerase; DNA replication
Cellular component (GO): DNA replication factor A complex; nucleus
Molecular function (GO): single-stranded telomeric DNA binding; damaged DNA binding
Source: RefSeq, a predicted model, not a curated record
ACUUUUGGCACCAACUCGAUCUUUCGCGCCAUUUCUGGCUCAAGUCGAUCCUUUAAUUAUUUGCUUUCAGAGAAACACAGAGACAGACAUUGAAUGAUAUUUUAGAGUUUAUAUAUUAUUUUAGUGUUCUUCGUUGGUAUUUAAGCAUCAUGAGUUACCAGUUGACCUCAGGAGCAUUACAGACUAUAAUCAAUGGGGAGAAUAUCGAGAAGCCAAUUCUUCAAAUUUUGAGUUCGAAAAAGAUCCCAAGUUCUGCUGGCGCUGAACGAUAUCGUCUUUUAUUGUCCGAUGGUCAGCUGAGUUACUCCAGUGUUAUGCUGGCGACUCAGCUGAACCCCAUGAUGGAAGAUGGUUCUCUAGACAAUCUGUCGGUUAUCAAGCUGAACAAGUUCUUAUGUAACAUCAUUCAAAAUGACAAGAAAGUUAUCAUUUUGCUCGAUCUAGAAGUGAUUGCAAAAGCUUCUGAAGUUGGACAGAAGAUAGGGAAUCCAAAAUCCUACAGAGCUGGGGAAGCUGCACCUGCUGCUGCUGAGAACAACACAAACAGUCUUCCUGCACCUUCCAAGCCUCCGUCUGUUCCCAUACCAAACAGGACACCUUUAGGUAGUGGCCCUGUCGUUAAUAAUAAACCACCUGGUCUUCCUACAACUCCAGGAGGAACUGGCAGAAUUCAUGCCAUCGCAGGACUCUCGCUCUACCAAAAUAGAUGGAAGAUUUGUGCGCGAGUGACCCAUAAAUCUGCUGUGAGGAACUGGAGUAACUCUCGUGGGGAGGGCAAGCUGUUCAGUGUUACGUUCCUCGAUGACAGCGGUGAAAUCCGGGCCACAGGAUUUAAUGAUGCAGUUGACAAGUUCUUUGAAUUUCUUCAAGUUAACAAGGCUUAUUACGUGAGUAGAGCCACUCUAAAGAUGGCAAACAAGAAAUUUAGUUCUGUGCAGAAUGACUUUGAGAUGACUUUCAACUCUGACACAGUCAUUGAGUUGUGCACAGAGAACACAAAUUUGCCCACCAUCACAUAUGAUUUUAAGCCAUUGAAAGACCUGGGCCAAAUUGAACCUAACACUAUUAUUGACGUAAUUGGUGUCGUGACCAAUGUUGGAGAUAUCACCACAGUGGUUGGACGGCAAUCUAAUAAGGAAUUCUCAAAGCGCGACCUGCAACUUGCUGACCAGUCGGGCAUGUCCGUCCGAUUUACCAUUUGGGGAGGCGAUGCUGAGAGCUUCCAAGAUAACAAAAACCCUGUGGUUGCAGUCAAAGGAGCCAAGGUUUCAGACUGGGGAGGUCGCACCUUGUCUUUAUUAUCAAGCGGACAAAUGAUUCUAAACCCCGACAUAAGGGAAGCCCAUUUCCUUCGUGGCUGGUAUGAUCGAGAUGGUUGUAAUAUGGAAUUUAACACUUUUCAGGGUGAUUCAGCUAGUAUUAGAGGAGGCAAUGAGUGGAAGACAUUUGAACAAGUUAAAUCUGAAAAGUUAGGAGCAACAAAACCUGAUUACUUCACCUCAAAGGGAACUGUGAUUUUCAUAAAGAAAGGAAACUGCAUGUAUAUGGCUUGUCCCAAUGAAAAUUGUAACAAGAAACUGAUAGACCAGGGAAAUAACCAAUACCGAUGUGAGAAGUGUGAUCAAGAGUUCCCUAACUUCAAAUGGCGAUUGCUUUUGUUGACCAACAUUGCUGAUUAUACAGGCAGCCAAUGGGUUACAUGCUUCCAAGAUUCUGCAGAAUCCCUUCUUGGAGUCUCAGCUGAUGAGCUGGGCAACUUAAAGGAAAUGGAUGAAUUUGCAUUUGAUCAAGUAUUCCAAGAAGCCAGUUUCAAAUCCUAUAUUUUCAAUUUGAGAGCAAAAUUCGAAACCUACAAUGAUGAAACCCGUUUGAAGACGAUAUGCGUCAGCGCCACCCCGGUUGACUGGAAGACAUAUGGGCAGCGCCUGAUCAAAGAAAUUAAUAAUACUGAAACAAGGGCAUAAAUACUCGCAGCAUUGCAUGAUUCAAAUUAUUAGACCCUGUGCUAAAUGCAUGGAUCGUUAUCAGUUUCCUUGGAAUCAGAAAAAAAAAAUUUUUUUUUUUUCUGUUAAACCAUCAUCCAGUGCCAACCAAGUUUCAAAAACAUCAAAUCUCUCGACAAAAAAACAAAUUUCUUGCAAACCAAUGUUUUUUGCUAGUUUCAUCUCUCAACUGUUUGUCUCCGACAGUUUUCAUUUUCUAGAAAAUCUUGUGUAUUAACCAAGUGAAAUUUCGUCAUAGAAGACCGUAACCCAUGCAGAAACAAAGUAGUUUAAAUUACAAACACUGAACAAGUCAUUCACUCUGUUGGUCAUUUCCCCUUGACUUGUGUCCGAGACCAUUGGGACGUAUUAAAAUUCUUUAAAACCAAAUCUAUCCUCACAAUGUAAAUACCGGAGGCAUUGACUGGGAGAAAGAAUUUGAAUUUAAGGAGGGUUUUUUUUGUUUUCUUCUUUUUAUCCCCCAAAACAAUAAACACUUAUUUCUAUAAAUCUAUUUAUGUCUCUAGCAGAGAAUUCAUUAAUACAAAUAUUAAUUGGCAGAAGAUCAGGGAAUGAAUA